This is a messenger RNA of Erigeron canadensis, 1443 nucleotides long. RefSeq names its product VAN3-binding protein. The coding region runs from base 94 to 1278 and encodes 394 amino acids. The record is from RefSeq and is a predicted model, not a curated record. Lineage: Eukaryota; Viridiplantae; Streptophyta; Magnoliopsida; Asterales; Asteraceae. The transcript is spliced from 8 exons.
CUGGUACGCUUCAAUAUAAUUCUCUUUAGUACUCAAGAAGUUAAGCAAGCACCCAUAAGAAAACUUACGAUAUAGUAAACUCACCAAAUCUAAAUGGACUGUGAUAAUCUGCCAACAUUGUCUGAAGCCCAUCCUGAAACGAUGGAUCUUUUAUCGAGAGCAUGGUGUGACUUUGCAAUUAAAGAGGCUUUUCAACCUGAGUGUCAAAAUCAAGCACUUGUUCUCCAUGAGUGCUCAUUCAAAAGUUUUGAUGAUGGAUCAACGUCCCCUAGUUUCAUGAAAUUGGAGAGCAUAAAGAUGGAUGAUACAGCAAAGCCUUUACCCCCAUGGAAGACUAAUGAUGUGAAGUCAUGGAUAUGGAUGCAACAAGCUAUGCACCCAGAACUGAAUUACAGCAGCUGUUUUAGGAAAAAAUGGAAAUCGUGGCAUAUAGUUCCCUUUAAAUCACCACAUACCUCAAUUAAAAAAUGGUUAAAAGAAAUUAAACAGAAGAGGAAGGAAAAUGAGAGACUACAAAAAGCAGAAGUCCAUGCAGCAAUCUCGGUAGCAAGUGUUGCAGCUGCUUUGGCAGCCAUAGCUUCUGAGAAUGCAAAUCAUGAUGGCUCGAAUUCCACUGCAAGGGAUUCAGCAGUUGCAUCUGCUGCAGCUCUGGUAGCCGCUCACUGUGCAAAAACUGCAGAGGCAAUGGGUGCUAAGAAAAAACAUAUCAGCACAGCAAUGAGCUCUGCCAUGAGCACAACAAAUGCAAACGACAUUCUGACUCUCACUGCUGCAGCGUCUACAUCCUUACGAGGUGCUUCCACACUCAAAACAAGAGCAGGAUGCAAGAACAGAUUAAAUGGCAAUGCACCAGUACUGCCUAUCGAAGAGAAUACUGAUCUUGAGUUUGAUUUUGACCAGUGUCGAUUAAUUCUAAGAAGAGGGGCCGAACUCAGCCUCAAGACAUCAGAUGGGAGAUGCAUAAUGAGAUCAGUAUCUGUUGUCUUGAAUCAUGAAGCCAAGGUUGUUCUCAGAACAAGGAAGCUUAAUCUACUGAAUGCGUUUUCUAGCAAAAAAGAAACAGGUAUUGUAUUAGACCAGCAUGUGGAGCUCUACAAGAACUCCAAAAAUGACAUGAUCACUUGUUUUCUAGUUGUCUUAACAACAACUCGUGGGAUAAUUAAACUGGAUAUGAUGAACGAUAAUGAGUGUCAGAAACUAUGGACAUGGACUAUCAAUCAUAUGCUAUCCCUUUCAACCUCAUUCAGACAAUAUUCACUUCCAUAUUACAAGAACUAAAACAACGCUAAUAUGUUGGUUUAUCUAUUUAUCAUGUCAUUCAUCUUUGUUGUGUAACUAUGAAAACAUUGUUUGCUCACAAACGUAAUAACUUGAUUACAUUAUGCAUGUCCUAUAUGUACCUCACAUGUUUACAAUAAAAAAUUUAUGCAAUGAUUGUUAUUA